UUCGACUUAUUUCCUCGUUGUCAGGGAAAGUCAUGGCGAGGCAGGGUUGUGCAUCCAUCCCCCUUGGGUAGUGAUAGACACAUCGCGGGAAGGGAAAAUCCAGGGGGUCAGCAGUUGGAGUAGGAUGCAACCAUCAUGACAGGCCUCACAAGACGACGCGGGAUAUCCGGGGCUGUCCUCCUUGUCUUGUCCCUCUCCCACACCUUGCAAGACACACAGCAUGGGGAAGUGCUCCCCAGUAAUCCAUUUAGAUUUAUCAAUGAGACCUUGACCUUGAACUGUACCGUGACCUCAGACAGUAUCCCUGGCAACUUUUCUGGAUCACUGUUCUUCGUUAAAGAUUUUGAAGAUGUGGAGAAGGUUCUUCCCAUGCAAUACAUCACCCCUCUAGGUGACCGAGCCAUCCAGCUCGACUUCCCCAUCACGUCACGCAUUCAUCAGGGGGGCUACGUCUGUAAACUGAACAAGACGGAUGGAAGCAGUGUCAUCAUAGGUAGUCAAAACGUCAGCGUGGAUUAUCGUCCCAAGAAGGUUGAGAAGAUCGACUGCCGUGUGUUUGACUGGAGGAACAUGACCUGCACGUGGGACCUGGGAGUGGACUUUAUACACAAGGACAUGGUGAAAUCCGAACUGAUUUGGAUAAUAGGUCGUUUUCGGCCGAGCGCCUGUCCCCACCAGGGCAAGACUUCCUGCAGCUGGAAAGAAAACGAUGGCCGAAAUUCUUUCAAGGUUUCAGUUCGGUACCAGAUGCUUGUCACUGUCAGGUGUGUCAAGGCUAGCAAUGGAACAGCUGCUACAUCUGACUGGGUGGCUGUGACAGGACUGACACUAGUGGAACCAGCUCCUGUGCAUUCAUUGACUGUAGCGAACAGGACUAGCAGGUGUUUGUAUCUCGAGUGGAACCAUACAGAGUACGAAAGGAAUAUUAUGUACACAGUGCACGUCCUGCAGGAACAGGACUACAUCUUAAAGUUUAACACAAGUGAAAGGGAGGUAACUCUGUGUGACCUUCAUCCGGCCAGGACAUACAAAUUGCGAGUGUCGUGCAUCCCACUGAGAUAUAAAUCUAACAAAACUGAAGGUUUUUACAGUGACUGGACCACCCUAAACGUGGACACACUGGAAGAUGUACCGAGUGGCGUUCCGGGUGUGCAGCGUGGGAGCUUUGUUUACAAUGACUGUAACCAGUUAGAUACCUGCGGUGUGACUAUCUACUGGAAGCCAGUACCUCUGAAAGAGUCCAAUGGGGAGAUAACUCUAUACAGAAUAAAGAAGGAAGACACGCGGCACGGAACAAGCGAGAUGAUGGAGGUGGCAGGAUCAGCAACGUCCUAUGACCUGAUUGUCAGGAAAGACCGGGAGUAUAGCAUUACUUUGAGAGCAGGAACACAGGUCGGCAUGUCAGGAGAGUCAAAGCCUAUUGUGAUCCCACCUUACAAACAAGUGCCCUACCCCUCAGACAUCGUGGUGGAGGCAGACAGCUCCACCCUGUACAUCACCUGGGGGGUCCCGCCAGGGGCACAGGACCCCCACCAGGGAAGGGUCACAGGCUACACCCUGUACUACUGCAAUGGGUCCAAGAUCACCUCGAAAUGUGAAGAAGCCAUACAGUGGCGCCACUUUGCACCUGAUGUAAUGGAGGAUGAAUUGGUGAUGCCGGGUAACCUUGACAACCAGCUGAUAGGCGUGUCAGCGCUGAGGGAGAUCGCCAGUCAGAAUGUAAGCAGUGGCAUCCAGUGGUGUCUCUGUGUGCACCAGAGGACGGGUAUACCACCAUCGCCACGUGGAGUCGUCUUCUCCAGCCACCAGCCGGACAACGCCUUGAGCGUGGAGUGGACCAAGUUUGUCUGUGCCGAGACUCCCAUCUAUGUCAGCUAUUAUGUGGUGUCUCACUGUAUCGCCAACAACCAUGGCGGAUGUGCAGGUCCGUCGGUGCAGGUCAAUGUGUCCACCACAAAGAAAAGUCAGGUCAUCCAGGGUCUGUCAGCAGGAGUGAAGUACAGGGUGACACUCCGAGCUGUGUCCAGGUCAGGGGAGGGGCCAGAGAGUGAAGCCAUCACCAGAGUUGUUGUUAAUAGUGAUUUAACUGAUGUACAAAUUGCUGGGAUUAUAGUAGGUGGAUUGGUUGGCGUCUGUGUGUUACUUGGUGUACUGACCUACUGCGUACGGUACAUCCAUAGUAAAUACAAGAGUAUGUCUUUGGACAUCACACUGCCGCAAUUAGUUCGGGUUGAGGACUUAACUAAAGAAAGAAAAAAUAACGAUGACAGAGAAGAAACACCUUCACUACAAUACGCCACAUUCAGUCACCCGAAAGAAGAAACGCCAGUAUCAGACAAGAAGACCAAUACAGACAAUACACUCCAACUCACACCUGUAGGUAAAAUGAACGCCCAUGAUACUGUGCAUGAAACAACUGAAGGACCCGACCCAGAUCUAGAAACUUUUCAACAGAUGGAAAUAGACCUUAAACCAGGUAAGCCUGUUGACCUCUCAUGUUCAGGAGAGGAGCGUGAGAAGACUGAUGAGUCCAUUACUGAUGGAACUGAAGCAUCUAUCAGUUUUAAGGAUAGUUAUCUGGAGCUCCAUUUGUCGGUCAGUGACGCCCUCUAUGUCCGAUCUCAGCGUCAGGAAGACUCCAUAACAGGACAGGAGAUGACCACGAACACUCAUUCCGGGACAAGUCCAUACCUUCCUCUUGGCAGCGUUCAGCUUCAUAACGACUCUACAAGCCUCCGGGGACACAACACAAACACCAAACCUCAAAGUGAAAGUAAUUCAUCUGACAGUCCUCACAUUCCUCUUGACAAACUUCAGCUUCAUAACGACUCUACAAGCCUCCGGGGACACAACACAAACACCAAACCUCAAAGUGAAAGUAAUUCAUCUGACAGUCCUCACAUUCCUCUUGACAAACUUCAGCUUCAUAACGACUCUACAAGCCUCCGGGGACACAACACAAACACCAAACCUCAAAGUGAAAGUAAUUCAUCUGACAGUCCCCACAUUCCUCUUGACAAACUUCAGCUUCAUAACGACUCUACAAGCCUCCGGGCACAAAACACAAACACCAAACCUCAAAGUGAAAGUAAUUCAUCUGACAGUCCUCAAAUUCCUCUUGACAAACUUCAGCUUCAUAACGACUCUACAAGCCUCCGGGCACAAAACACAAACACCAAACCUCAAAGUGAAAGUAAUUCAUCUGACAGUCCUCAAAUUCCUCUUGACAAACUUCAGCUUCAUAACGACUCUACAAACCCCCGGGGACACAACACAAACACCAAACCUCAAAGUGAAAGUAAUUCAUCUGACAGUCCAUACAUUCCUCUUGACAAACUUCAGCUUCAUAACGACUCUACAAGCCCCCGGGGACACAACACAAACACCAAACCUCAAAGUGAAAGUAACUCAUCUGACAGUCCAUACAUUCCUCUUGACAAACUUCAGCCACCUCCACCACCUGUGGAUCAGAAGAAAGUUUCAGCUGCUGAUGAUGAAUACGUGUCUGUAUCAGAUACCUCACAGAAGAAGAUGAGUAAACCUGGAUUCGAAAAGAAGCAUUCAAACGGGAUAAUGUUGUAUGAAGGGCAUUAAUGACACUAACUCCACUCUCCAACACGAAGUAUAUCUCCAAGGCUGAGCUCCAAGACAAAAUGCCUCAGUCUAUUUGGGGAAGCUGCUACCGCUUAGAAACCUACUUUUCUGGAUGGAGGAAUUUUUCACCGUUUCAAAAUACUCUUUUUACUUCUGUGAAAGAGGGAAUCGAAUAGUGUAACAUCCACUUUUGUAAAUCUAAGCAUAAAUUACCAUUUCCCAGUAUUUUUUAAUAUAUUUUAUUCUGUAAUAUAUUCUGAAAUAAUUUUUGUUUCAAUAUUGUUUGUCACUUGUCUAAAUGAGAAUUAUGAUAAGAAUAUAUGUAUAACGUAAAUCUCAGUAAUCUUAUGGUUUCCAGCUAAAUAGUGACUGUUCAUGAUUGUCUGAAACCAUCACUUUAUAAAAAAUAUGUUCACAUAUAUUUCGCUUCAUGACAAUUUAUAUAAGCUUUCUAAAAUAAAAUAUAUGUU
Molecule: messenger RNA, 4064 nt
Organism: Haliotis rufescens (red abalone)
Lineage: Eukaryota; Metazoa; Mollusca; Gastropoda; Lepetellida; Haliotidae
Exons: 16
Coding region: 136-3594 (1152 amino acids)
Molecular function (GO): protein binding
Source: RefSeq, a predicted model, not a curated record